CUAGCACACAUUUUACAGACACCAAUUAUUCGAGCCUUUCAACGCACUUCAGAUCUUACAUUUACCAGAGAUUUGCAUAUAAAUCCGACCAGAUCGAGUUCAUUAGGCGCCAGGAGGAGAGCGUCUAUUCGGGUGAAAAUGAAUGAAGAUCAACGCGCCCUCGCGUAGAGACCAGGUGAAGAGAGAUUUUUACAGUACUCCAUCCAGUGGCACUGUGAGUCAAGAGGAGAAAAGGCAGGAUGUCAGCCAGAGGAGGAAAGAAAAAGAUCACCAAGCUGUCUCGCUCUUCACGGGCAGGAGUCAUAUUUCCUGUCGGGAGGAUGAUGCGUUACUUGCGCACAGGAACCCAUAAGUAUCGCAUUGGCAUGGGCGCCCCCGUCUACAUGGCAGCGGUCAUUGAGUACUUAGCAGCGGAGAUCUUGGAGUUGGCUGGAAAUGCAGCAAGAGACAACAAGAAGGGGAGAAUCACUCCACGACACAUCAAGCUGGCAGUGGCCAAUGAUGAAGAACUCAACCAGUUGCUCAGAGGGGUGACCAUAUCAAAUGGUGGCGUUCUGCCUCGCAUCCAUCCUGAGCUGCUCUCCAAGAAGAGAGGAGCCAAGGCGAAGGUGGAGACUCAGGUGACCGUUCCCGAGAAAAGGGUGAACCGGAAACCCAUCAAGAAACCCAGCAAAAAGAGCAAAGGAAAACCAGGCCGCAAACCCAAAAAAAGCACAGAGAAUGACAAAGAAGCAGAUGCCAACACAGCAACUGAAGACGGACCAGGAGAGGGCUUUACUAUUCUCUCUGCGAAAAGCUUAUUCCUUGGACAAAAGCUGUCUCUUACAGAGAGUGAAAUCGGCAAAAUCGGCACAAUCAAAGUGGAGGGAAUCAUCAAUCCCACAAACGCAGAGAUUGAUCUGAAAGAGGGAAUCGGUAACGCUCUGGAGAAAGCAGGAGGAAAAGAUUUCCUAGAGACCGUCAAGGAGCUGAGAAAAAGCCAGGGUCCUUUGGAGGUUGCAUCAGGUUGAAGUCACACACAUUUCUUGACUCAAGCAGACACAAAUUAGUGUGUGUGCUCUAGCAAUGUUCAAAGGGGCAGGAAAUGACCUAGUUAAAUAUUUGAAUAUAGAAAAAAGUACAGCCGUCAUGGAAACCUAGUGAUACCAGUAG
Messenger RNA from Sinocyclocheilus anshuiensis, 1152 nucleotides. Its product is annotated as core histone macro-H2A.2-like. Gene Ontology annotation, molecular function: protein heterodimerization activity; DNA binding; structural constituent of chromatin. The record is from RefSeq and is a predicted model, not a curated record. Gene Ontology annotation, cellular component: nucleosome. The transcript is spliced from 9 exons. NCBI's taxonomy places the organism in Eukaryota, Metazoa, Chordata, Actinopteri, Cypriniformes, Cyprinidae. Bases 240 to 1010 code for a protein of 256 amino acids.